CCAGGAAAGAAGUAAGACGGCAAAAUGCAAACGAUGUCAUCCCACCAGAUCCAUUCCCCUAUCCGUAUCUGUCACCAUGGCGCUCCACACGAGUGGCACGGUGGAAACCGGUGAUGGCGUUUCGCUCGCAUACGACCAAUGGGGUGACCCAAGCAAACCAAACAUCGUCCUCCUCUCGGGCUGGAAUCAGACGGCCGCGCAAUGGCGAAAGCAGUACAGCGCCCUCUCGGACCACUUCCACAUCACCACCUACGACCAUCGAGGCCACGGCGAGUCCGAGAAGACCGAUCACGGCUUCCGCGUGUCCCGCCUGGCUGCCGACUUGGACGAGCUUCUCGUGCAGUUGAACCUGCGGUCCGUCACACUCGUGGGCCACUCCCUGGGCUGUGCCGUCAUUUGGUGCUGGUGCGAUCUCUACCCUAAUCGGCGCAGCACCAUCAACAGCCUGGUCUUCAUUGACCAAGUUGCCGUCAUGCUCCCCAGGCCGCACUGGACGGAAGUAGAAACUAAGCACUACGGCUGCGUCUUCCCCAACGACGAAGUGCCCGACGCCUUCUUCCAAGCGCUGGCUGGUCCUGAUUCUCGAGCCGUCACCUCCGGCUUCGUGGCUUCCAUGUUCACGAGCAACGCUUCUCCCGACGACGUCAACUUCGCUUUGGAGCAGAACGCAAUCAUGGAUUCGAAGCAUGCGGCUGCGCUGCUCCACGAUCACACUAGACACGAUUGGCGUGAUGUCUUGCCGACCAUCAACGUCCCCGCUCUGGUCGUGGGAGGGGCUGGGAGUGUGCAGACUCCCAUCGCGGGCUGCAAGUGGGUCGCUGCGCGCAUCCCAGGUGCUCGGUUCGUUGAGUUUUCCGAGGAGGAGGGAGGCUCGCAUUGCUUGUUCGUUGAAAACCCGACCAAGUUCAAUGCGAUCCUGAAGCAGUUUUUGGAAACGCAGGCUGUCUCGGUGUAGGAGCUGGUAGGCAUCCAUGUGCUUUGAUAUCCUUGUCGUUGUUACAUAUAAGCCUCUGAGUAACAUAUCCAUUCCUCACGAGACUCCUAACUCCGACUCUGCCUCUGCUCCCGCGCCCCUUCCCCCCGCACAAU
Messenger RNA from Neohortaea acidophila, 1089 nucleotides. Its product is annotated as Alpha/Beta hydrolase protein. The coding region runs from base 77 to 955 and encodes 292 amino acids. Lineage: Eukaryota; Fungi; Ascomycota; Dothideomycetes; Mycosphaerellales; Teratosphaeriaceae. The record is from RefSeq and is a predicted model, not a curated record. The transcript has a single exon.